Pistacia vera is the source of this 1426-nucleotide messenger RNA. Its product is annotated as GDSL esterase/lipase At1g71250-like. Bases 45 to 1109 code for a protein of 354 amino acids. The transcript has 3 exons. The record is from RefSeq and is a predicted model, not a curated record. Gene Ontology annotation, molecular function: hydrolase activity, acting on ester bonds. Lineage: Eukaryota; Viridiplantae; Streptophyta; Magnoliopsida; Sapindales; Anacardiaceae.
AAGUGGAUACAGGUACCCAUGUAUUAGAGGGUUGAACAAUAACAAUGAUGAAUAGAGGGAUUUAUGUAGUUGGUGCUUUGAUGUGCAUGAUGAAUUGUGUAGGUUCAGCCCAACCCUUGUUUGUGUUGGGUGAUUCUUCUGUUGAUUGUGGAGAAAACACUCUGUUUUACCCAAUUCUUCACCACAAUCUUUCUUUGCUCCCUUGUAACGGAUCCGAUUCCUCUCUUCUUCCUCAUCUUCUUGCUGAGAAAAUGGGGUUGCCAAAUAUUCCACCAUUCUACAGCCAAAAUAGAUCUAUGCAAGUGUUCUUCAGUGGUUUGAAUUACGGUUCAGCACAAGCAACUAUAAUGAAUCCCAGCGGCCAGAUCCACCAGUCUCUUAACCAACAGCUACGCCAAGUAUUUGAGACCAUGCAGCUCUUGCAGCUGCAACUUGGCGAGGAAAUUGCUGACUAUUUCAUCAACUCCUCCAUAUUCUACCUAUCCUUUGGCAAAGAUGAUUACAUUGACCUCUUUCUCCACAAUUCAUCAGGUGUAAUGGUCAAGUACACUGGCCAAGAAUUUGCUGGCAUUUUGGUGAACCAGAUGGUACAUGCUAUGAGGAAUCUGUAUGAUGCAAACGUGAGGAAAAUGAUAUGCAUUGGAAUACUGCCUUUGGGGUGCACGCCACGUGUAAUGUGGGAGUGGCAUAAUUCAGCUGGAGUUGAUGAUGGAAGAGUUUGUGUGGAGGAAAUCAAUGAGUUGGUUUUGGAAUACAACACAAUGCUGGAAGAGCACAUUGUUGAACUUAAUUCUGAGUUGCCAGAUGUUCAGAUCAUCUUCUGUGAUGUUUACCAAGGAAUUAUCAAGAUGAUUACCAAUCCAACUUACUAUGGAUUUGAGGAUGCAAAGAGUGCUUGCUGUGGAAUUGGUUCAUUUGGGGCGAGGAUUGGUUGCCUUUCUGUUGAGAUGGCUUGUGAGCAGGCUUCAGCUUAUGUUUGGUGGGAUUUGUACAACCCAACACUAACUGUGAACUCCUUGCUUGCUGAUUCAGCCUGGUCAGGCCAACCAUUGUAUGGUAUGUGUCGUCCGUUUCCCAUCCAGGAUCUACUUCACACAUCAAUCUCCUGAGAGGCUCAUUUGAGAUGCAUUCAUGCUUUACCCAUUGAUUGGGAAAAUCAGAUUCAAUGUAAGUUUCUUCUGUGAGCUGUUUAUCCUUUAGACUCUUGCAGCAUCUUUCAUCACUUUCAAACAAGUUUACCAAGCUACUGCAAAUAGUGUUGUCAAAUUGAAAUAUAUACAUCACACUGAUCUGGUGUGUAACUGAUAUUCAAGCAUCAAUCUGAAAAUUGGAAAUGUUGUUUGAUAGGUCGUCUAGAUUUGAACUUCUUUUUUAUUGCAUUAUUAAUAUUGGCAUGGAAUAACCACUCAGUUUUGCAACAUGUUGA